AUGGCCGCUGGAUCCCCCAAGAGUGCCAAGAGGAAGGCCUCAGAGGAGGCAGCUUCCCCGGACUCUCAGCACCAAGCCAGUAAGAAAGCACGCACCGAUUCACCAGAGAAAGAGGAAGAGAGUCCAUUGCGCAAGCCACCACUGCGUAUUGUUCCAUUCCCGGAGAAACCUGCUGUCCUAGAAGAGCGUCGAGGAGAUAUUGAGUUCCGUGUGGUCAACAAUGAUGGAUCGCAUGAUAGCUUCAUCGUGCUUACAGGCCUGAAGUGCAUCUUCCAGAAGCAACUGCCGAAGAUGCCGAAGGACUACAUUGCCCGACUCGUCUACGAUCGUUCACACUUGUCAAUUGCCAUCGUCAAGCAUCCUCUUGAGGUUGUUGGCGGAAUCACUUACCGGCCCUUUAAUAGCCGCAAGUUCGCGGAGAUCGUCUUCUGCGCGAUUUCCUCUGACCAGCAGGUCAAAGGGUAUGGUGCUCACUUGAUGUCUCACUUGAAGGACUACGUGAAAGCCACCUCCCCGAUUAUGCAUUUCUUGACGUAUGCGGAUAACUAUGCCAUCGGAUACUUCAAGAAGCAAGGAUUUACUAAGGAGAUUACCCUUGACAAGUCAAUCUGGAUGGGAUACAUCAAGGAUUACGAAGGAGGUACGAUCAUGCAGUGCACCAUGCUUCCCAAGAUUCGGUAUCUUGAAAUGGGGCGGAUGCUCUUGAAGCAGAAGGAAGCCGUGCAAGCAAAGAUUCGUGCAUUCAGUCGGUCGCAUAUUAUCCAUCCAGCCCCCAAGGAAUGGAAGAACGGAGUAUGCAAGAUCGAUCCUCUUUUGAUUGCAGGAAUCAAGGAAUCCGGAUGGUCACCUGAUAUGGAUGAACUGGCCCGCCAGCCUCGCCAUGGUCCAAACUACAACCAACUGCUCCACCUAUUGAAUGAUAUGCAGAAUCAUAGUGCCGCCUGGCCGUUCACUCAACCGGUGAACCGUGAUGAAGUGCCGGAUUAUUAUGAAGUGAUCCUGGAGCCAAUGGAUCUGUCUACCAUGGAAGAGAAGCACGAGAAGGACAUGUACCCGACCCCACAAGAUUUUAUCAAGGAUGCGAUGUUGAUUUUCGACAACUGCCGACGAUACAACAACGAGAACACCCCCUACGCCAAGAGCGCCAACAAACUCGAGAAGUUUAUGUGGCAACAGAUUCGGAAUAUCCCCGAGUGGUCGCAUCUUUCUGAUGGACAUUGA
Penicillium macrosclerotiorum is the source of this 1221-nucleotide messenger RNA. RefSeq names its product histone acetyltransferase GCN5 (gene gcnE). Gene Ontology annotation, molecular function: histone H3 acetyltransferase activity; protein binding. The transcript is spliced from 7 exons. The record is from RefSeq and is a predicted model, not a curated record. Gene Ontology annotation, cellular component: histone acetyltransferase complex. Lineage: Eukaryota; Fungi; Ascomycota; Eurotiomycetes; Eurotiales; Aspergillaceae. Gene Ontology annotation, biological process: positive regulation of transcription by RNA polymerase II; chromatin remodeling. The coding region runs from base 1 to 1221 and encodes 406 amino acids.